CGUUGGGGUUGGGAGGCAGUAAAAACAGCUCUAGUGCUAGCUGGAGCCCCCUCGGGUGCAGGCUGAGAGGGACCUAGGCUGGGAGUGGAGCUGCAGCGAACCACAGGUUUGGGAUGCAGGCCCUCGUGCUACUCCUCUGGACCGGAGCCUUGCUUGGGCAGGGCAGCUGCCAGAAUGUCGAUAGCAGCCAUGAGGGAGCCCCAGCCCCUGACAGCACGGGGGAGCCAGUGGAGGAGGAGGAGGAUCCCUUCUUCAAGAUCCCUGUGAAUAAGCUGGCAGCUGCAGUUUCCAACUUUGGCUAUGACCUGUACCGCCUGAGAUCGAGCACAAGCCCCACUGCCAAUGUGCUGCUCUCCCCACUCAGCGUGGCCACAGCCCUCUCUGCCCUCUCUUUGGGAGCUGAACAGCGAACAGAAUCCACCAUUCACCAGACUCUCUACUAUGACUUGAUCAGCAACCCCGACAUCCACAGCACUUACAAGGAACUCCUUGCCACUGUCACUGCCCCCCAGAAGAACUUUAAGAGUGCUUCCCGGAUUGUCUUUGAGAGGAAGUUGCGGAUAAAAUCCAGCUUUGUUGCACCGCUGGAAAAGUCGUACGGGACCAGGCCCAGAAUUCUGACUGGCAACCCUCGCAUGGACCUUCAGGAGAUUAACAACUGGGUGCAGGCCCAGAUGAAAGGGAAAAUUGCCAGGUCCACCAGAGAAAUGCCCAGUGACAUUAGCAUUCUCCUUCUUGGUGUGGCCUACUUCAAGGGGCAGUGGAUGACAAAGUUUGACUCCCAAAAGACUUCCCUCCAGGAUUUCCACUUGGAUGAGGAGAGAACCGUGAGCGUUCCCAUGAUGUCAGACCCCAAGGCCAUUUUACGAUACGGCUUGGAUUCUGAUCUCAGCUGCAAGAUUGCUCAGCUGCCCCUGAUCGGAAGCAUGAGCAUCAUCUUCUUCCUGCCCCUGAAAGCAACCCAGAACUUGACAUUGAUAGAAGAGAGUCUUACCUCUGAAUUCAUUCAUGACAUAGAUAGAGAACUGAAGGCUAUCCAUGCAGUCCUGACCAUACCCAAGCUGAAGCUGAGUUAUGAAGGCGAAGUUACCAAGUCCCUGCAGGAGAUGAAGCUACAUCUUUGUUUGAGACCCAGACUUCAGCAAGAUCACAGGUAAACCUGUCAAGCUCACUCAAGUGGAACACAGGGCUGGUUUUGAGUGGAAUGAGGAUGGUGCAGGAACCAACCCCAGCCCAGCCCUCCAGCCAGCCCGCAUCACCUUCCCCCUGGAUUAUCACCUUAAUCAACCUUUCAUCUUUGUACUGAGAGACACGGACACGGGGGCCCUUCUCUUCAUAGGCAAGAUUCUAGACCCCAGGGGCAUUUAAUGCUCCAGUUAAUGUUCCAGUACCUUAGAAAACCUAGAGAGUAUACAUGACACAGAGGCUGCCCCUAUAGUUUCAAAGUACACUUUGCAAUAAAAGAGCUUUUUCCUUAACUUUUGUUGCUUUGUUCCUCCUCCUGUUUUGAGCUAUGCUAAGUUGAAUAUGAAGAUAAAUUGCACUUUAGGAAUUUGCUAGUUCAGUUCUUACAGCCUGGUUCUGUAAUAACAGCAGAGUCAUCAUUUAUAAGAACUUUAGUUAUCUGUUAUGUAAUACAGGAACUGCUUUUCUACUCUGGGGUGUUUAUGUACUAGGACCCUAAUCUCUUCCUCCUCUCCCCCCAAACAAAGAGGGCAUCUCCUAUCCCCACAAUCCUGAAGCAUGCUGUUUAUUCAGCUUUCUGUUUUUA
This is a messenger RNA of Castor canadensis (American beaver), 1771 nucleotides long. It is a transcript of the gene Serpinf1, whose product is annotated as serpin family F member 1. Gene Ontology annotation, molecular function: serine-type endopeptidase inhibitor activity. Gene Ontology annotation, biological process: negative regulation of endopeptidase activity; positive regulation of neurogenesis; negative regulation of angiogenesis. The record is from RefSeq and is a predicted model, not a curated record. NCBI's taxonomy places the organism in Eukaryota, Metazoa, Chordata, Mammalia, Rodentia, Castoridae.